AUGGCGACUCCGGCAUGGAGCCAUGCCAAGGCUCAAUGGGUAGUCGCCAUGUUGGCGUUACUCGUUGGCUCGGCUAUGGCUACCGAACCUUACUACUAUAGCUCUCCUCCGCCACCUUACGAGUAUAAAUCUCCUCCGCCCCCGGUUAAGUCUCCGCCACCUCCUUAUGAAUACAAAUCUCCUCCCCCACCGAUCAAAUCUCCUCCUCCUUAUUACUAUAAUUCACCGCCGCCGCCAGUUAAAUGUUAUGACUGGACUCACCCCAAAAAGUCUCAUGAUAAGAAGCAUCUCCAAGGUGCUGUUGUGGAAGUGACUUGUAAGGCCGGUGACAAGACGGUUAAGGCAUACGGAAAGACCAAGAACAAUGGUAAAUACGCAAUCACCGUUAAGGGAUACAACUACCGUAAAUACGGAGGUGAUGUGUGCACGGCCAAGCUUCACGCACCGCCUAAGGGCUCACCAUGUAACAUUCCCACAGAUUACCACUGGGGUAACAAGGGUGCUAAACUUCACGUGAAAUCGAAGACAAAGGACGAGGUUGUUCUUUAUGCUAAGUCCUUUGCUUAUGCACCAAAGAAACCUUACGGAGAAUGUCACAAACCGGCACCUUACCAUCCUCCUUACUACUACAAAUGUUAUGACUGGACUCACCCCAAAAAGUCUCAUGAUAAGAAGCAUCUCCAAGGUGCUGUUGUGGAAGUGACUUGUAAGGCCGGUGACAAGACGGUUAAGGCAUACGGAAAGACCAAGAACAAUGGUAAAUACGCAAUCACCGUUAAGGGAUACAACUACCGUAAAUACGGAGGUGAUGUGUGCACGGCCAAGCUUCACGCACCGCCUAAGGGCUCACCAUGUAACAUUCCCACAGAUUACCAUUGGGGUAACAAGGGUGCUAAACUUCACGUGAAAUCGAAGACAAAGGACGAGGUUGUUCUUUAUGCUAAGUCCUUUGCUUAUGCACCAAAGAAACCUUACGGAGAAUGUCACAAACCGGCACCUUACCAUCCUCCUUACUACUACAAGUCCCCACCACCACCAACCUAUGUCUACAAAUCUCCACCACCGCCAACUCCUACUUACAUUUACAAGUCACCGCCACCUCCAACCCCAACAUAUGUCUACAAGUCUCCUCCACCACCAACCCCGACCUAUGUCUAUAAGUCUCCGCCUCCUCCAACCCCAACAUAUGUCUACAAGUCUCCUCCACCGCCAACCCCGACAUAUGUUUACAAGUCUCCGCCUCUUCCAACCCCAACCUAUGUCUACAAAUCUCCACCACCGCCUACUCCGACUUACGUUUACAAGUCACCGCCACCUCCAACCCCAACAUAUGUCUACAAGUCUCCUCCACCACCAACCCCGACCUAUGUCUACAAAGAAUCACUUUCACUCAACUAA
Molecule: messenger RNA, 1398 nt
Organism: Camelina sativa (false flax)
Lineage: Eukaryota; Viridiplantae; Streptophyta; Magnoliopsida; Brassicales; Brassicaceae
Source: RefSeq, a predicted model, not a curated record